AUGGUCCAAAUUGACAAGGACCACUACAAACUUUUGUCUGUCCGCGAUCCAACAACUACGACGACCACCACCACACCUACGACUACAACAACACCGCCAACUACCACCACCACAUCAACAACGACGACUUCCGUAAAAACCACACAAACGACAACAACAACGACUGAAAAGCCUAAACCUCAGGAUUCUCUCUUUGGGCCUACAGUCAUUUUUAUUGGAAUUUUUGUUGGAAUUAUUGUUAUCAUCUCUUGUGGAGCUAUGGGCAUCUUUCUCUUCAUGAAGGCUAAGAAAAAUAGGGCAAAAUGGGAGGACGAUGAUAAUUCGAAGAUCACAUCGGAAAAAUCAAAAAUGGGGGAAAAAUCAAAGAUGGAGGAGGACAAAGCAAAGAUUGAGGCCAAGGCAAAGAUGGAGGAAAAGUCGAAGAUGGGGGAGAAAUCGAAAAUGGCGACCACUGCGAAUUCGAUGAUGGAGACCAACUCGAAAAUGGAGGAGGAGGACAAGUCGAAGAGCAGCCAGCAGGAAUGA
Molecule: messenger RNA, 525 nt
Organism: Meloidogyne enterolobii
Lineage: Eukaryota; Metazoa; Nematoda; Chromadorea; Rhabditida; Meloidogynidae
Source: the annotation of a GenBank genome assembly